Messenger RNA from Ostreococcus lucimarinus CCE9901, 744 nucleotides. RefSeq lists its product with no specific name. NCBI's taxonomy places the organism in Eukaryota, Viridiplantae, Chlorophyta, Mamiellophyceae, Mamiellales, Bathycoccaceae. The transcript has a single exon. Gene Ontology annotation, molecular function: RNA polymerase II CTD heptapeptide repeat phosphatase activity. Gene Ontology annotation, cellular component: nucleus. The record is from RefSeq and is a predicted model, not a curated record. The annotation marks the transcript as partial.
UACAUACACGAAGGGUUGACGCUGUCGAACGAAGAGUUGGAAAAGGCGAAGCGGGAGGAAAAGGCGCGCGUGUUGCAAAACGGCAAGUUGACGUUGAUUUUAGAUUUAGAUCAUACGCUGCUGAAUUCGACGCAGUUUAAGGAGUUGACGCAAGAGCAGCACGAUUUGUUGCACGAGUGCAUCGCGCGAGAGGCGGAGGGGUUGAAGGAAGGACAGCGACCGAUGCUGUAUUGCUUGCGUCACAUGGGAUUUUUCACAAAGUUGAGACCGCACGUGUUUGAGUUUUUAGAAUCGGUGUCGAAGAUUUGUCAGCCGUACGUGUACACGAUGGGGGACAAGCCGUACGCUAGAGAGAUGGUGAAGCUGAUUGAUCCCGAAGGGACGAUUUUUCACGGACGCGUGAUUUCAAACAACGACUCCACGAGCUCGCACGUCAAGGAUUUGGACAUCGUUCUCGGCGGAGAAGCGAGCGCGAUCAUCGUCGAUGACACCGAGCGCGUUUGGCCGCAAAAUCAGGGCAAUUUGAUACGUCUCGACCGCUAUCACUUCUUUCCGGGAAGUGCGUCUUCGUUCCAACAAAAAGGACAAUCCGUGAUGGAGAGCUCGAUGGUGGACGAAGGCGAGCUCGGUUCGGUGGGUAGUCGGGCCGUGCUCUUAGACGUAUUGGCCGUCAUAGAGAGCGUACACAGGAGCUUUUUCAAAAACACCGACGAUGGAGAGGAACCGGACGUGCGCAAGCUGCUC